AAUAUAGCAUAACAUAAUCUCCCAAAAAGCUUUAUUUAUGUUAGUUAUUUAGUAUGAAUUGAGAUUUUUUAAGAAACACUAGAGUAAUGGAAAGAAUGUUUCCGUCGUGUUUUCUUGUUGUAAUUAUUUUGGUUGUGAACUUUAAAUUAAUUCAGACAAAAACUAAUGACCCGGCGAUCGGAAGAUGUCCGGAGGGAUAUAUUUUUUACACGGACGGAUUGUGCUAUCCAAAAGAAAGUUUGAUUAAUAGAUGUCCAGAAGGAUAUAUUCUUUACUCGGAUGAAUUAUGCUAUCCAAUAGAAACGAAGCCGUUUGUUAAAGCCAAUGAAUCACAGGGAUCAAUGUCAACAACCAUUUCUGCUGCUAUUGUACUAAACGAAUUUAGUUGUCCUCAGGGUUCAAUUAUGAUUAAAAAUAAAUGCCGUAAAAUUAUUUGCACCUUGGGAGAAUACUACAGGGGCACUUGUCUGAACCCGGUGUGUCCGUCUGGAUUGAUAUGGCGUGGUAAAAAAUGUCAAGAACCUGGAUAUCUGACAACAGUGGUUGAAAUCGAUAAUGAUUUCGUUAAUGAAGUGAAUGAGAAACCAAUUGCCCUAGCAAUGAGCCACACAAAUGAGGUUAUAUAUCACACAUCAACGACAACGACAACUCACAAGCCUUCCACUACUCGACCAAUGCAUCUAAACAAAACUACCAGGCCAUCAUUCAUAACAACAUCGACCAAAAUCAGUGAUGACUGCUGUGAAGUGUAUACUCCACGAAUUUGCAAAUUAUAUAAAGAGAAGAAGUGGCUAUGCUUUAAUCGAAAAUAUAAACGUUGUGAUAGCCGCAUUUGCUCAUCACCAGUUGUAUAUCUAAAAGCUCCUGAAAUUAAGCACGAACCUCCAGUACUUAUAAUGCCGCCCAAUCCUCAAAUGACUGUCUGUGAAACCGAUGAUUGUCGUAAUAAUUUAUCAGAUGUUGACUGUUCGGGAUGUCCAACUCUUCGUUCUGAAAGUUGUUCUCCAUAUUGUUACAGAUACAUUUGUUCAAAUGCAUGUGAUUUUAUGGAUUUGAAUGAAUAUUGCAGUUAUUAUCCCGGACAAAGCGGAUGCUUGCCAAGAGACGGCUGUCUAUGGAAUUGGUGCAAAGGGACGUGAAUCCAACUAAAUUAAAUUAUUAAUUUAUGAUGUUUACAAUCUUCUAAUAAUCUACAUACAUAUACAUACAUACUUUAGAAAUGUUCGUUUGUAAUUCAAAAAAUGUCUAAUCACACAUUUACAUACAUAUACAGUUGGGAAAAAAAUAAUAGCACCACUAUGACAAUAUAUAAUUAGUGUUGGUAUUUAAUAUUGCUUAGUAUAUAUUAUUAUUAUAUUAAAAAUAUAGUACUUAUCUUGGAAUUUGAAGUAAAAAAUGUCGAAAAAUAAAAUAAAAUAAAAUAGCACCA
Calliphora vicina (urban bluebottle blowfly) is the source of this 1429-nucleotide messenger RNA. RefSeq lists its product as uncharacterized. The transcript has 2 exons. NCBI's taxonomy places the organism in Eukaryota, Metazoa, Arthropoda, Insecta, Diptera, Calliphoridae. Bases 87 to 1139 code for a protein of 350 amino acids. The record is from RefSeq and is a predicted model, not a curated record.